AUGAACUCCACAGACAAACCCCCGAACGUGACAAAAUGGACGCUGAAUCCGAACCCCACUCGGGUGCGCGACAAUCAACGUCGUCAUCGUGCGCGUGUCAAAGCCCGAACUGAGUCUCUUGAGGUUCAGUUGAAGGCGACUCAGGAAGAGUUGCGAGCAGCGCAUGCGCGUAUUCAUGAGCUAGAAUCUCUUCUAACAGCAAAUCGGCCCUUGUUCGUCUCUGAGAAAGCCCAGGUUCCAGUCGAGCUUAGGGCAUCCAAUAGUGGCUGCAAUGAACCGACGUGCUGCCGUCACAGCCUUAAACCCAUCGAUCAGCAUUCCAGACAACAGGAUCUGAAUAGAACUACCGUCGCGCCAUUUUUUGGGAUACCCCCAGCCGAUACCCUCGCGUCUAAUAUGUUUUCUACGGUUCAGCAUUACGAUGAGGACGAUCAACUACCCCCAGUCGCUGGUGGCGAAUCGACAACCCUCUGUCGUUUGGCGUAUGAAAUCAUUGAACAGCACAAUAUGACUGGCGUCGAGUCAUGUGAGAUAGAGCAUUGUCUCCGACCAGGCUUCAGGCGCGCGACAAGAAAAGGAGAAGGAUGUAGGGUCGAGACUACGAUUCUGUACGCGUUGAUUGAUCGCAUCAGCCCUGUCUGA
This is a messenger RNA of Fusarium fujikuroi IMI 58289, 642 nucleotides long. RefSeq lists its product as uncharacterized. NCBI's taxonomy places the organism in Eukaryota, Fungi, Ascomycota, Sordariomycetes, Hypocreales, Nectriaceae. The transcript has a single exon. The record is from RefSeq and is a predicted model, not a curated record. The coding region runs from base 1 to 642 and encodes 213 amino acids.